AUGUGCGAAAAGUGGAAGGCGGAGUACGAAGAGCUCGAGAACUUCUACGCGCCGAUCCGAGCUGAUCUCGCUAAAUUCGCUGAAGAGAGCAGACACUGGGGCUCUGAAAACGAAAAGAAGUCGAAGGAGUUGGCAGCUCUGAACUCGAAAUUGGCGGACCAGAUGAGCCACGCCAAUCACAAGCAAAAGAUCAAGUACAUGAACAAGAUCAAAGACGAGAACGAGCUGCUCAAGACCAAACUGUCCUUCGCCGAGUGUCAGAUGAAGAAGCUCAAGAAAGAAAACGACGCUCUUCGUGAUGACCUCAACGUCGUCCGAAACGUACGACGCUUCGACCCCAAAAAGGCUUUCCAAGGAAAGCAAUAA
Molecule: messenger RNA, 366 nt
Organism: Oikopleura dioica
Lineage: Eukaryota; Metazoa; Chordata; Appendicularia; Copelata; Oikopleuridae
Source: the annotation of a GenBank genome assembly